AUGCUGAUUACGGCGCCCGUGAUGCGGCUCAGCGUGUCUGCGCGAGCGGGUGUUGUGCCGUCCGUCAGAGCGCACUGCCGCUUCUCGUCGAGGAUCAGCACCACCGCUUCGACAGCUGCCGCAUCAUCCUCCGACUCGCCAAGCAGUUCUGACAGCAGCCACAACAGCAACAGCAGUAACGACUCUUUGUCCUCGUCGUUGUCGUCUUCAUCCAAGUCUUCGGGCUUCAAAGCCGACCCGCGCUUCCGUCCACCACCGCAGCCGCGCACACGCGGACAGGUCGCACGCACGCUCUUCUUGCUCGGCUGGAUCCCCGUCGCCGCCUUCAUCACCUCCCAUCUGUACAGUCUCGGCAACGUCACGGGUGGGUCCAUGUCUCCCACCUUCAACGGCCCGUACGCGGAGGCAUCUGCAGCCAACGCGCGCUCGGACGUCGUGCUGCUCAACCGGACGGUCAAGUACAAACACGACGAGCUGCGGCCCGGGGACAUUGUCACGUUGAUCUCACCGCUUGACCCACGCUUGUUGUUGACCAAACGCAUUAUCGCGCUAGCAGGGGACACGGUGCGUGUAUGGGUUCCGGGAAGCAGUGUAGCGGGGAGCAGCCGGGAUGGAGUGAAGGCGGGAAGGUGGACGAGGAUCAAAGUGCCCCCCGGCCACGUGUGGGUCGAAGGCGAUGCGGCCGUCGACAUUGUCCCCGGCAGUUUGGAACGUGCCGCCAACUCUGCAGCAACCUCGCCAUCGCUCCGGAACAAGAGCAGAGACAGCCGAGAGUUCGGACCGGUGCCUAUGGGCCUCAUCACCUCACGCAUCGAAAUGAUCCUCUGGCCUCCACAACGGUUCGGCGCGCCAGCGGCUCGGCCUUCGAUCCUCUCGCCUGCGCGACCGGCACAGUACCCGCCAUCGUCGACGGAAGACCGAUCGACACAAGUCAACCCGAGUCUAGCGCGCAUUCUGGACGAGAUGACGCAGAUGAGCCCCACGGCGAAGAGCAAGGCGCAUCCGGAGGAUUCGGUGAUCAGCCCGUAUAUAGAUUGGAACGAUCCCAACGCCAAGGGGCAAGAGGGGGAGGACGGAGAGGCGACACUGGGUAGCGAGAGGGGUACUGGCGAUGACGAGAGAAAAAGAAAGCAUGCGUGGAAUCAUCUUAGUCGAGGUGGCCGAUUGGGCGAUGAUGCCGAUUGA
Molecule: messenger RNA, 1185 nt
Organism: Sporisorium graminicola
Lineage: Eukaryota; Fungi; Basidiomycota; Ustilaginomycetes; Ustilaginales; Ustilaginaceae
Exons: 1
Coding region: 1-1185 (394 amino acids)
Biological process (GO): mitochondrial respiratory chain complex assembly
Cellular component (GO): membrane; mitochondrial inner membrane peptidase complex
Molecular function (GO): serine-type endopeptidase activity
Source: RefSeq, a predicted model, not a curated record